This is a messenger RNA of Pedinophyceae sp. YPF-701, 999 nucleotides long. The record is from the annotation of a GenBank genome assembly. Lineage: Eukaryota; Viridiplantae; Chlorophyta; Pedinophyceae.
AUGAACGAUCUGAGGGGCGAAGACCAGCAUCCGGCCGCGGAUGAGCGGGAUGUGUUCGAAGACGUCGAUGCUGUGGGGAUCGGAAUGGCCGACGAGGACGAUUUCGGCAAGGACGCCGGCGAGCGCCAGUCGUACGUGGACGCCAUAGCGGACCACCUCGAGCGCUCCAGGAUCGCCGAGGGCCGCACCACGGGCCAGAGCAACUCCAUGUUCCCGCUCGACGGCGACGAGGACGACCAGGAGAGCCGUGCGAGCGAGGACGCAGACACCGACGCCGCGGGCGGGCGCACCGGGACGGAGCACGAGCGCAGCAUACCCACGGACCCGCUGGCGUGCUCGCGGAAGGACCGCAGCCAGGCCCCGGACAGCGUCAUCUUCGACGAGCGGCACCAGCCCGCGGCCAUCUCGGCGUCCCUGCCCGCGCACCUCGUGCGCAGCAAGCCCGCCAAGGCCACGUCGCGCCCCGUCGUCGUCCCCUCGGGCGACCACGACGUCGUCGCGGACGCCAACAUCGACGAGGCCGGCUUCGUGCCCCCGCACAUCAUCACGGGGUCGGUCGCAGACGCCUCGCAGCUCCUGUCGUGCUCGUACUCGGCGCUCAAGGGGCGCGCCGCGUUCCAGCUGCGCCAGGAGGUGCUCCGGCAGACGGGCUUCCUCGAGAACGGCUCCGACGACGCCGCGUCGCAGCCCGGGAACCUCGGCGACGUGGGCGCGCCGGGGCGCAUGAGCGUCAUCACGGGGUUCCGCGUCCCGGGCGGCGCCGAGGGGAACUCGCACGAGACGUCCGCGGCGGCCACGCCGGACGGCGGCACGCCGACGAACCGCCCGGAGCGGUCGAGCGAGUCGGGCGGGCUCGAGGGCGCCGGGUCGGCCUCGCCGUUUGAGCGCGACGCGGCGCUGUCGAGCCUGAAGACGGUGCAGGAGCACGAGCCCCUGUCGAGCAGCCUCGGCGCGCAGCAGUGGGGCACCGGCGGGGCGAUCGCGCCGGCGCCCGCGUAA